AUGGCAUUUACCCCCAAACAGAUGGCUGUGACAGUGGCCCUCCUUGGCAUCGUGUCAUUUAUAUGUGGAAUUUAUGCUGAAAUUAAGAAGCCUGCCGUUGGAGAUCCAAUUCCAGGAAAUGAUGUUGUUAUUUGCAAGUAUCCAUCUAAUUCAACAGUAGUCUUGGGAUAUAUCUCUGUUGUGCUUCUCACGGCAUCCACUGCUGCUGGAUACUACUCUUUGUUUUAUCCAUAUAAUGGGAUAUCUAUUCCACAAGCUGCAGCAUUUCAAAGUGGUUAUUUCACCACAUUCUUCAAUGUGGCUUUGGGCACAAGCGGAUUGGCUGCAGCAAUGGUAUUAUGGCCUACAAUCACGGAGCACCUUCACCUGAUUCAAAAUGUUCACAGCAAUCUUGAAAGAGAUUGCCCAACGGCUAAGACAGGUCUUGUUGGUGGUGGAGCUUUUGUGUCCCUUGACGCUUCUCUUUUCUGGUUGCUCUCUCUUAUGUUUGUGACCAAUGUCCGAGAAGACUACUUACAAGAAGCAGAACAUGGUGAUUACAGUCAGGCUGUUACAUUCGAUUAG
Messenger RNA from Ilex paraguariensis (yerba mate), 564 nucleotides. The record is from the annotation of a GenBank genome assembly. NCBI's taxonomy places the organism in Eukaryota, Viridiplantae, Streptophyta, Magnoliopsida, Aquifoliales, Aquifoliaceae.